GGCGCCUCCAUGUUAGGACGAAAGGGAGCCUUUUGGUACUGGUGAGCUGGAAGCCGCUUCUCUAGCGCUUGACCACAUUUAACCUUGAUUUUGGGAUCGUCCUCACAACUCUCUCGGGGUUAAACUGAGAAGUCAGCCUGUCAUGACCACGUGAUUAGUUAUCUUGAAAAAUAAAGCUUUAUUACAUUUAGAUUUCUGAGGUUCGUGGUCGGGGGUGGGGUGGGGAAGGAAGCAGUUAUUUAGUCGCUCCCUCAAAUCACGUGAGAGCGGCCUCUCGCGGGCGCUUCCGCCCAGACACUACGUGACUGACUCCCAGCACGCCCUCAGGCAGCUCAAGCCACCUCAGCCAACAUGGAGGCUCCCGCCGGGCGCUUCCAAGAUGGUCGCCGUCGCGUCUCUCGCCCGUCCUCCUCCGGUAGCCCCUCCCCUACUGCUGCCCCGGAACCGGAAACGCUCAGGGUACGGAGCCGCUGCUUGGAGACGGCGGGAGCACUUUCAGUAUGGCGGCCGGGCCCAUCUCCGAACGGAAUCAGGAUGCCACCGUGUACGUGGGGGGCCUGGACGAGAAAGUCAGUGAACCUCUGCUAUGGGAACUCUUUCUUCAGGCUGGACCCGUGGUCAACACCCAUAUGCCCAAAGACAGGGUCACGGGCCAGCACCAAGGCUACGGAUUUGUGGAAUUCCUGAGUGAGGAGGAUGCUGACUAUGCCAUUAAGAUCAUGAAUAUGAUCAAGCUGUAUGGGAAGCCAAUACGAGUGAACAAAGCAUCAGCUCACAACAAGAACUUAGAUGUGGGGGCCAACAUUUUCAUAGGGAACCUAGAUCCUGAGAUUGAUGAGAAGCUGCUCUAUGAUACCUUCAGCGCCUUUGGGGUUAUCUUGCAGACUCCCAAAAUAAUGCGGGACCCUGACACAGGCAACUCCAAGGGCUAUGCCUUUAUUAAUUUUGCAUCAUUUGAUGCUUCUGAUGCAGCAAUUGAGGCCAUGAAUGGGCAAUACCUAUGUAAUCGACCUAUCACAGUAUCUUAUGCCUUCAAAAAGGACUCUAAGGGUGAACGCCAUGGCUCUGCAGCUGAGCGACUUCUGGCAGCACAGAACCCGUUGUCUCAGGCAGAUCGGCCUCAUCAGCUAUUUGCUGAUGCACCACCCCCACCCUCUGCCCCUAAUCCUGUCGUGUCUUCUCUGGGUUCUGGGCUUCCUCCACCAGGUAUGCCCCCACCAGGCUCAUUCCCACCUCCAGUGCCACCUCCUGGAGCCCUUCCUCCAGGAAUACCCCCAGCAAUGCCUCCCCCACCUAUGCCUCCUGGAGCUGGAGCCCAUGGCCCACCAUCAGCAGGAACCCCUGGGGCUGGACAUCCUGGACAUGGACACUCACAUCCCCAUCCAUUCCCACCAGGUGGGAUGCCUCAUCCCGGUAUGUCUCAGAUGCAGCUCGCCCACCAUGGCCCCCAUGGCUUGGGACACCCCCAUGCAGGGCCCCCAGGCUCAGGGGGACAACCUCCUCCUCGACCACCACCAGGAAUGCCUCAUCCUGGCCCUCCUCCUAUGGGAAUGCCGCCCCGAGGACCACCUUUUGGAUCUCCCAUGGGUCACCCAGGCCCCAUGCCCCCCCAUGGGAUGCGAGGACCUCCUCCGUUAAUGCCCCCCCAUGGAUACAGCGGUCCCCCUCGACCUCCACCCUAUGGCUAUCAGAGAGGACCUCUUCCUCCACCUCGACCUUCUCCACGACCCCCAGUACCUCCCCGUGGUCCACUUCGGGGUCCUCUUCCUCAGUAGGGCCAAAUUUCUCUAUAAUCUACCGCACUCCUCUGAGACUCUCCCUGUCUUCUGGACCAAUCAGAGGAACUGUUGCCCCUUGGGCCUGAGCCACCCCUUUCUUCCUCAAUUUUGCCCUUUUUUCCAGUGUGAUUCCUCCUCCCUCCCCCCACUGGACUUUUUUCUAUGUUGGGCUCCACUUCUUUCCCAAAUUCUGACAGUGAAUAAAGCUGGAUCCUUUGUUUA
Molecule: messenger RNA, 2000 nt
Organism: Monodelphis domestica (gray short-tailed opossum)
Lineage: Eukaryota; Metazoa; Chordata; Mammalia; Didelphimorphia; Didelphidae
Gene: SF3B4
Product: splicing factor 3b subunit 4
Biological process (GO): positive regulation of mRNA splicing, via spliceosome
Cellular component (GO): precatalytic spliceosome; U2 snRNP; nucleolus
Molecular function (GO): RNA binding
Source: RefSeq, a predicted model, not a curated record